This is a messenger RNA of Entelurus aequoreus (snake pipefish), 1955 nucleotides long. It is a transcript of the gene dram2b, whose product is annotated as DNA-damage regulated autophagy modulator 2b. The transcript is spliced from 9 exons. Bases 157 to 1188 code for a protein of 343 amino acids. The record is from RefSeq and is a predicted model, not a curated record. Gene Ontology annotation, biological process: photoreceptor cell maintenance; regulation of autophagy. NCBI's taxonomy places the organism in Eukaryota, Metazoa, Chordata, Actinopteri, Syngnathiformes, Syngnathidae. Gene Ontology annotation, cellular component: lysosome.
UGGCGCAUGCGCACUUCGCAGCAGGAGUGACUACUGUCAUUUCAAAGAGGCGUCCUACUUAAGUAAACUACCGCGUUUGACUUUUUAGGCAACACUAUUGAUGUUUAACGGCGUCUACAGAGGCGGGAAACUUGAGUCUGAAAUGAGAGACAACGCAUGGUCGUUACUUUGACGUCGCACCGCUCGAAUAACGAAACAGACGGAGGAGGUGAUGUGGUGGUUCCAGCAAGGUCUCAGCUUCUUGCCGGCUCUUCUGGUCAUCUGGACUUGGGCGUCAUUCGUCUUCGCCUACGUGACAGCGGUGCUCCUGAGACAUGUGGACCCUCUGGUCCCGUACAUCAGCGACACAGGAACCAUGGCGCCAGAGAGGUGCGUGUUUGGCUUCAUGCUGGACGUAUCGGCCUUUUUAGGACCCAACGAGCCCAGCACCAGCACCGCGCAGAGCGAGCGCGAGGAGGGAGGAGGCGGCGCCACCGUUUCCACGGCGCCGCGCAACUGACUCUUUUGUGUGUGCUUCCUCGCAGGUCCCGGCUGCUGCGAAUACGGUGCUUCCCGCGCAGACGGCCCCGCAUGCGUGCUGGAGGCGUGGGCAGCCCGGUCACGUGCGUCAGGGACCUCCACGUGUCGAGGCAUGGCCACCGUGUACGUGCGCUACAAACAAGUGGAGGCGCUGACAGACAACAGCGAAGGCCGCCUCCUCAAAGUGAACCGCUUGGGUUUGCUGCUGGGUCUCUUCAGCUCCUUGGGGAUGUGUGUGGUGGCCAACUUCCAGAAGACCACGCUGUUCUCGGUUCACCUGCUGGGGGCGGUGCUCACCUUCGGUGUGGGAGCCAUCUACAUCCUGGUGCAGACGCUGCUGUCGCACUACAUGCAGCCUCACGUGCACAGCAGGAGCAUCUUCCUGCUGCGUCUCACCAUCGGCCUUUGGACCCUCGGCAGCGUCCUCAGCAUGUUUGUGUCGUCCGUGGUCAUGUACAGCAGCCUGCCUGGAGUGGACGUCACACACAAACUGCACUGGACGCCUGGAGAGACGGGCUACACGCCUCACCUCAUCAGCACCGUCUGCGAGUGGUCUCUGGCCUUCUCCUUCAUCAGCUUCUUCCUCACGUACAUACGAGACUUUCAGAAAAUUACUUUGCGGGCCGAGGCAGACGUACAGAGCACUCACCUGUACCACUGGCCGCGUGACGACAAACCCCGAGUCUCUGAGUCGUCGCCGCUGCUGUCAGGAGCCCCGUGAUGCAAAAAGUACACCUCUGCUACAUAAAACUAUCUUUUCUGCACUCUGCUUGCUUCUUCCUCGGCUGCAGUAAAUGUGUACCUAGACCUUGUCAGGGUUGCAUUUCAUUUUGCCCUACAACUUACAUGCACGCACAUAUUGAACGUAUUGAUGUUUGUUAAUCCAGCAAACGGUUGAAGAGGGGACGGACAAAUUGGAAAGCAAUCGCUGCGAUUAGGGAGAAAUAACUUCAGCCAUAUUUGUUUAGAGCCUACGUGUCAAAGUCAAGACCCGCGGGCCGGAUCAUAUUUGAUUAGUAUUAGAACACAGCCGCAUGCUGCUGUUUUGCACGCACCAAUACUCCAUCAGUGUUGGCGCCAUAGACAUCUUAUAAGUAGACGCAGCAUUGGCUGCUGUGACGCGAGAAAUUGGGCCGCCAUCUUGAAGUGGUGAUGAGGAGCCGGCGAGCAGCCUAAACUGACAGUUGACAGGUAGAAAACAAAGAUGUCGGGCUGGUGUUCGGCGUUUUCCUGCUCAAAUGAGCGGACUGUUGAAAAUAAAAAUCGGGGGAUUACUUUUCACAAGUAAGUAUUAACAUUAACCUACUAUUGGUUGUAUUUUGUGAAAAUAAUAUUACCACAGAGUUGAGAAGGAGCAAAGAUCUUCAAUAGUACUGAAAUCGUAGCCGCUAGCAAACAAGAGUAUGACCAUAAUAGAAUUGCUUGUCAAUGAAAUU